AUGAGCGUUAUCAAUCGUAUCAACGUAUUGCGUGGCGAUAUUACAAAAUUGACCACCGUAGAUGCCAUAGUAAACGCCGCAAACGAGUCACUCCUCGGCGGCGGUGGCGUUGAUGGCCAGAUCCACAAAACCGCUGGACCGGGGCUGCUCGAAGAGUGCCGCAAAUUGAAUGGCUGCCGUACCGGUGAAGCGAAGCUGACAAAGGGAUAUAAUCUGCCUUCCAAGUACGUCAUUCACACCGUUGGACCGAGGUACUCGAGUAGCAGGAGGGAGGAACUUCUCCGUAACGCCUACAGAAGCAGCUUGGAAUGCGCGCAUGAGAACAGCAUACAUAGCAUCGCUUUUCCUAGCAUCAGCACAGGUAUAUAUGGCUACCCGAUAGAGGAGGCUUCAGAAGUGGCUUUAAAGACGGUCAGAGACUUUCUGGAAACACAUAAAGAGACUAGCGUAACUUUUGUCCUUUUCUCCGAACCGGAUUUGUACAUCUAUCAAGAUGAGUUCAAGCGUAUUUUCGGGUGA
Wallemia ichthyophaga EXF-994 is the source of this 519-nucleotide messenger RNA. RefSeq names its product Macro domain-containing protein. The transcript is spliced from 2 exons. Lineage: Eukaryota; Fungi; Basidiomycota; Wallemiomycetes; Wallemiales; Wallemiaceae. The record is from RefSeq and is a predicted model, not a curated record. The coding region runs from base 1 to 519 and encodes 172 amino acids.